This is a messenger RNA of Anthonomus grandis grandis, 3591 nucleotides long. RefSeq names its product 1-phosphatidylinositol 4,5-bisphosphate phosphodiesterase (gene norpA). Gene Ontology annotation, biological process: phosphatidylinositol-mediated signaling; lipid metabolic process. The record is from RefSeq and is a predicted model, not a curated record. Lineage: Eukaryota; Metazoa; Arthropoda; Insecta; Coleoptera; Curculionidae. Gene Ontology annotation, molecular function: calcium ion binding; phosphatidylinositol-4,5-bisphosphate phospholipase C activity. Bases 225 to 3461 code for a protein of 1078 amino acids. The transcript has 18 exons.
AUAAACAAACGGGUAAUGUAAAACCUAUUGAUGUGGUUGGUGUUAUAUAUUCCCAAUUUCUAUCAAAAUGUUCUGUGAUUUGAUUUAUUUAGAUUAGUUAACAAAUGUGUAUUUGUGAUAUUUCCCGUGAUAAUAUCCUUUGAAAAUGAGGUGAUUGAUUAUGCAUCAGCUAUGGCCUUUAAAAUGAUAUGUUGCCUGUAAUAAUUUGGAGCUAAGGAAAAACGAUGACAAAGAAGUUUGAGUUCGACUGGCGUAUUCCAAUUCCGGAACCUCUACUAACGGGAUGCGUGUUUGACCGCUGGACCGAGGAAAAAGACAAUUAUGAAUUGGAACAGAGGGCAUUAUUCAGAGUUGAUGAAUAUGGAUUCUUUAUUUAUUGGAAAAGCGAUGGAAGAGAAGGAGAUGUUAUCGAAUUAUGCCAAGUCAGCGACAUACGAGCAGGGGGCGUGCCUAAAGAUACAAAACUUUAUAAUAAUCUAGUAAAAAAACAUGGAUCUGAUGUGGAACAAAAAUCUCUGACAAUUUGUAGUGGCACAGAUUAUAUCAAUAUAAACUACCAACAUAUUGUUUGUCCCUCCCCAGAAGUCGCUAAGGACUGGUUGGAUGGUCUUAGAAAAAUUACUCAUAACGUAAAAGCUAACAACAUUUGCCCAAUGACUUGUUUGAAAAAGCAUUGGAUGCGUUUAGGAUUCCUAGUCGACGCUAAGGGAAAGAUUCCAGUAAAAGUAGUUGCAAGAACUUUUGCUUCUGGUAGAGCCGAAAAACUCGUAUACUCGUUUCUAGCUGAAUUAGGACUACCUAGUGAGAAAAAUGAUAGCAUUGAACCAGACCAAUUUUCUUUUGAUAAGUUUUACGCCUUGUACCAUAAGAUCUGCCCUAGAAACGACAUUGAGGAGCUGUUUAGAACUAUCACCCAAGGCAAAGGAGAUUAUAUGUCAGUGGACCAACUAGUAGAAUUUCUGAAUAAUAAACAAAGAGAUCCAAGAUUAAAUGAAAUAUUGUAUCCGCUUUAUGAUGACAAAAGGGCCACAGAAAUCAUUCAAGAUUAUGAAACUGAUGAAAAUUCACGAAAAGAAAACCGGCUCACUAAAGACGGCCUAAUUCGCUAUCUUAUGUCCGAUGAGAAUGCUCCAGUAUUUUUGGAUCGAUUGGAUAUUUACAUGGAAAUGGACCAACCUCUUUGUGCCUACUAUAUCAAUUCUAGUCAUAACACUUAUCUUUCAGGCAGGCAGUUUGGAGGAAAGUCCUCUGUUGAAAUGUAUAGACAGGUUUUGCUAGCAGGAUGUCGAUGUGUUGAAUUGGAUUGUUGGGAUGGCCGAGGGGAGGAUGAAGAACCUAUCAUCACCCAUGGGCGAGCUAUGUGUACAGAUAUUUUGUUUAAAGAUGUUAUUUACGCCAUAAGAGAUACAGCCUUCGUCACAUCAGAUUAUCCAGUCAUAUUAUCAUUCGAGAACCAUUGCUGCAAAAGUCAACAAUUGAAACUUGCCAAGUACUGCGAAGAGAUCUUUGGCGACUUAUUGCUUAAGGAACCAUUAGAAGAUUAUCCGUUGGAACCUGGUGCACCCCUUCCGCCACCAUCAGCUCUAAAAAGAAAGAUUCUAAUUAAAAACAAACGGUUAAAGCCAGAAGUUGAGAAACAAGAACUAGAACUGUUUCGUCAAGGUCAAUUUGUUAUUGAAGAUGAAGAAAAAGAAGAUGCGAAUGCAAGUUCGGACCGACCAAUUCCUCCUGACAUAUCUGCUGAGACACCUGCUACCGAAGCCCCACCUGGGGAAGGAGGCGAGGGCGUGACUUACGUUCGUUCCACGACAAAUGUUCAUCCUUUAUUGAGUUCAAUGAUUAAUUAUGCACAGCCUGUCAAGUUUCAGUCAUUUGAGAUAGCAGAACAGAAAAGAAUUCAUCACAACAUGUCAAGUUUCUCCGAACCAGUGGGUCUUGGUUUACUGAAAACACAAGCAAUUGAGUUUGUAAACUACAACAAGAGGCAGAUGUCCAGGAUUUAUCCUAGUGGUGCCAGGGCAAACUCUUCAAACUAUAUGCCUCAAGUAUUUUGGAAUGCCGGGUGCCAAAUGGUAUCACUAAAUUUCCAAACGUCCGAUUUGCCCAUGCAGCUAAACCAGGGCAAGUUUGAAUAUAAUGGAAAUUGUGGAUACCUUUUAAAACCCGAUUUUAUGAGAAGGACCGAUAGGACAUUCGAUCCUUUUGCUGAAAGUCCUGUAGAUGGUGUGAUCGCUGCACAGUGUUCCGUUGAAGUCAUUGCUGGUCAAUUUUUAUCAGAUAAAAAGAUUGGCACAUACGUUGAAGUGGAUAUGUAUGGACUGCCCACUGACACGAUUCGUAAAGAGUUUCGAACGAGAUUGGUUCCCGGAAACGGUUUAAAUCCUGUCUACAACGAAGAACCUUUUCUAUUUAGGAAAGUCGUAUUACCGGAUUUGGCGGUACUCCGAUUCGGUGUUUAUGAUGAAAACAACCGACUCCUUGGGCAAAGAAUAUUACCCUUGGAUGGAUUACAGGCUGGUUAUCGACAUAUAUCCCUAAGAACCGAAGCGAAUUUUCCGAUGUCCUUGCCUAUGUUGUUUUGUAAUAUAGAAUUAAAAAUUUAUGUUCCUGAUGGCUUCGAGGAUUUUAUGGCUGCACUAAGUGAUCCUCGAGCAUUUACUUCUGCAAAGGAGAAACAGAAUGAACAAAUGUCCUCAAUGGGCAUAGAGGUCACUGAUCAAAGAGCUGCUGACAAGCAAGUAAAAAAAGAAGAGAAAAAGCCAGAUCCAAUAAUUUUUGAGCCAAUAACUAUAGAAUCUAUAAAACAGGAUAAAGCUUUUCAAAAAACAACAAAAAAACAGCUAAAAGACUACGAUACCUUAAGAAAGAAACAACAGAAAGAAAAGGCAGCUGUACAAAAGAGCCAAUGUGGGGUCAUCGAUAAACUCGUUAAAGGAAAAGGCAAAGGUGAUUUAGCAAACGAUCCGGCCGUGCGAAAGCUGAUAACUGAACAGACGGUGGAGUGGAGCGCACUAAUAGAAAAACACAGAAAGCAAGAAUGGGAAUUUUUCAAAAGCCAACUGGAUGAUCAGCGGGAUUUGCUGAGGAAACAUAUGGAACUUUUGCAGAGUCAACAAGUACGUCAACUGGAGGCCAAACAUGAUAAAGAAAUGAAGGAGAUGAACAGUCAACAAGCGAAAAUUGCUGUGGAGACUGCAAAAGAGAUUAACAACGAUAAAGCCUUAAAGACCAAAAAAGAUAAAGAAAGAAGGUUAAAAGAAAAGCAACAAAACAACACGAAAAAGUUUAUGGAAGAACGCAAAACUGCGUUAAUUAAACAGUCGAGGGAAAAGGAGAAGUUGCAAAUAACACAUAACAAGCAGCUCGAGAUGCUGUCGCAUGAUAUACAGAGGAUGAUUGACAUGUACAGCAACGAAGAAAAGGAAUAUGAUAGGUCUAGUAAAACCGAAUUUUUUGUUUAAAACGUUUAUCAAAUCUAUUUAUUUACAAAAUUUAAACGUACCAAUAUAGUUUAUAUUGCUAAUAUAGUUUAUAGAAUCGUUGUUUAAAAAAAAUAAAUGUGCAAUAAAAUAUAAAAUUUGUUUUCUCCAA